This is a messenger RNA of Durusdinium trenchii, 2104 nucleotides long. The record is from the annotation of a GenBank genome assembly. NCBI's taxonomy places the organism in Eukaryota, Dinophyceae, Suessiales, Symbiodiniaceae.
UGUGCAGAGGGUCUUGAUCACAGCAGUGUGGUACGUAGCUCUUCUUUGGUUCCUUUGGCGAAUGCACCUGUUUUGAGCAUUGGACCACCAUAUGCAUGUCAGACAGUUGAUCCUUUGCAAGCGAAAUCCUUGGCAGGUUGGCACUCUGGCCCUGAAAGUCAGCGAGCAGUGACACAGGUUUUUCGCGCUGUUUUUGCAGCUUUAAAAGGCUCCCUUGUUCGCUAUUUUGUGUAUGACGGCUGCCCCGUUGGUGGAUGACUGCCAUGCAGGAACAUUCCAAGAUGGGCAUGCUUGGCUUUUGGUUUGUCCUUGCUUCGGCCUGGUUGCUCUUUGUCCUUCUAGCCAGGACAGUUUUCGGGUGAUCAGUGAUAAAUGCAAAAUUUGGACAUUGAACCAUUGGCCAGUUAGUUUUGCUUCUGUGAGGUCCAGCAACGUGAGGUUUCUUGUACAGGUUGCAAGUCGUGCGAUUGAGUUAAUGUGGCUUUACUUUCCUUUGAUUCCACUGCUCCUAUUUGCAGAAGUUGCAGAUUCUUUGGGGCUGUCAACCCGCUUGGGCGUUCACAAAGGAGACACUUCGAGGCAUCAAGCAGAGAUCCGCACUUGGGUUGAUGUAUGGUGGGAACUUGCAUUGAGAAAAGUUCAACGAAGUGGGCCAGUUUUUGUGAAGCUUGGGCAAUGGGCUGCCACAAGACCAGAUCUCAUUCCGGAGGACAUUUGCUCUCGCCUCGGUCGGCUUCAUGAUAGUACCGAGCCGCAUCCUUUGCAGCAUACUCACAAGGUGCUCCAGGAAGCUUUUGAUGAACCGUGGUUCAGAAGCUUUUUGAUCGAGCCAGAACCUGUAGGAUCUGGGUGCAUUGCGCAGGUGUACCGUGGCCAGAUGGUGAGGUCAUCUUCAAAGCCAAAGGCCGGAGCACGCUUUGUGAAGCUCGGUGGUCAACUUCAACGGCUUUGUGAAGGUAUUUGCUCAACUGCACCAACUCAACCUGUGCAGGUUGCCGUGAAGGUUGUGCACCCUCAGGUGCGGCGCGCUGUUCAGGUGGACUUGAAGGUGCUGGACCACUUGGCUGGCUUCUCUUCUUACAUUGGUAUGGACAGGUUGGGUCUGCCUCUCAUGCUCCAUCAGUUUUCUGCUUUCCUCAAGGCCCAAACGGACCUGCGGACUGAAGCGCAGAACCUACGAAGGCUGAAGCAGCAGAUGGCUGGCGAUAGAAGUGUGGUGAUUCCGGAGGUCUUUGACAAGUGGGUUUCCCGUGAUGUUCUGGUGAUGAGCUUUGAGGAAGGAGAGCCAUUGACUGGUUUAAUGGACGCACCUGGCAAGAGUGUGGAAGUGGAGAGGAUGGAUGCUUGGCGAAUACUGGUUGACAGCUUUUGGGCCAUGAUUUUCAAGCAUAAGUUUGUUCAUGGAGAUUUGCACCCAGGAAAUAUCCUUUGGCGAGAGUCUGAUGGUCCCCUCGGCGUCCAGCUGGUGCUGUUGGACUGUGGACUUGUCAUAGACUUAGAUGGUGAUGCAGGAGAUGAUUUGUCCAUGAUGGUGAAGGCUUUCUUGACCAAGUCGGAAGAGGAGGUCGCGAGUCUUUUGAUCAAGCUUAGCGAAAGAGUGGGUGGAAAAGCGGAGGAUGUCCUCGAUCCUGAAGGAUUUGUGCAGGGCAUCGCAAGCUUGAUUCGCUCUGGAAAGAGCGUUGGCUUCAGGCUUUCCAAGCUCAAUGCUGGCUCGCUCAUGGGUCAAAGCCUGCUGCUUGGGCGCAAGCACUGUGUGCGCUUUGAUGCCCGAUUUGUGAACCUCAUGGUGGCAAUGGUGGUUGUGCAGGGAGUGGCGCUGCGGUUGAAUGGGGAUGGUGACAUCAUGACCAGGAUGAGACCUUUCUUGUUUGGAGCAGCAGUUUCGCAUAUGGUGAGUUGAUGGUGAGGCCCACCCAACUUCCGCGUUCGUGACCAUGGGGCCAUGUAUAGUCAAGACUUUGGACAGGUUCUUUUCUGCCACCAACAGAACAGUGACGGGGGAGACAUUGAGCCGAAGGCUCUGUCACCCUUUCCGCUCCGCACCAUGGUGUCAUUUGGUGCAAAGCGGUCAUGUGGUGUGGGUCAAACCUUCUUUUGUUCCCCC